UUAGAUCUGCUGUCGUCUGCUGCUGCCUCACACACACACAUACACACACAAACACACACACACAUACACAGGAAGUGCUGCUCGUUCCCAACUGCGGAUAUUCAGCCACUAUUGAACACGAAACGACGUGAUUUCAACGUUUUUUCUCUGUUUAAUCUUCAAGGAGAGCACCUUUUUUCUCCUCCUCCUCCUCCUCCUCCUGCACGCGUCUUCCCCUCUCGCUUCAGAGUAGUUGGAGAGCUGCAGAGGCGAGCAUGACAGCAUGACAAUGGUGCAAGGCUGGCUGACAGCAGGAUGGUGCGUUUUUUUGCUUAUUGCCUUUUUUGACUUUUGAGGAAUGGGCUCUUUGCCGGAGCAGUCGCCGAAAACUCCUGCGGUUGAUUUCGCGCAUUUCGACUUGAAAAUCUUCCCACUUAUUGUGUUGUUAUGGUAAACAUCUGGUGCCUCGUCCAGUGCGCUCUUUUCUCACCUUUUUCCGCAUCUCUAAUUGGAGCAGCGCGUCUUAAUUGAUGGAGAUCAGCCACACCGGACUCUGACUCGCAGUUACACCGUGAUCCAGCGCGCUGCAGGCGGACUCUCACCGACCCGGCUGUCUGUGGAUGUUAUUGUCCUCUAUCUGCUCCAUCUGUGUGUCCUUCCCUUCAGUGACAAUGCCGGUGAACGCGCUGCCCCGCGGCGGCGGCAGCAGCCACGGCUUCGGCGGCCCGGGCUCCCUGAGCCCCGCGUCGCUGUCCCGCAGCCUGUCCCGGCUCAGGGAGUACCGGACCCGGACCCGGAUCAUGCUGGCGCUGGGGGUCUCUCAGAUGGUCCUGGGGAGCCUGAUCCUGGCCGUCAGCUUCGCGGCUCUGGCUCUCACCACGUCACCCAGAGUCCGGCACUCGUGUCCCUUCUGGGCUGGUUUCUCUGUGCUGCUCUCUGGGCUGAUUGGAGUGGUGUCAUGGAAGAGGCCGCUCUCUCUGGUGAUCACGUUCUUCAUGCUGCUGUCAGCUGUGUGUGUGAUGCUCAACCUGGCCGGCUCCAUCCUCUCCUGCCAGAACGCUCAGCUGGUCAACUCUCUGGAGGACUGUCAGCUGUGUGGAUGUGUGUUCUCCCCUCCUCCCCCCCAGCUCAAGUUUGACAGCGACGGUGUGUGUGUGUGCUGCGAGAUGCAGCAUCAGAGUUCGAGCUGCAACAACCUGGGAGAGACGCUGAAGCUGAAUCCACUGAGGGACUGCAACACCAUACGCCUCCGUCUCAAGGAGCUGCUGUUCAGCGUAUGUGCCCUGAACGUCAUCUCCACCAUUGUGUGUGCUCUGGCCACCGCCAUGUGCUGCAUGCAGAUGGUCUCGACUGAUGUGCUGCAGAUGUUUAUGCCACACAGAGCGCGCGCCCUAAACGCUGACUGUAUGACCCCCCAUGGAACCAUCCUGCACCAAACACUGGACUUUGAUGAGUUUAUUCCUCCCAUCCCCCCACCACCCUACUACCCCCCGGAGUACACCUGCACCCCCUCAAUGGACGGACAGAGAGGUCUGCACCUGGACUUCCCCCACUCUCCCUUCAGUGCCAUCUAUGGAGUGCCCAUCAACAGCCCAGGGACUCUGUACCCAACUGACCUGCCUCCGCCGUACGAGUCUGUGGUGGGACAGACUCCCGCCAGCCAGGUCACGACUAGCAUAGAGCAGCAGGCUACUGGAUCCAGUCUGUGUGAGAGAAACACGACUGCAGGACUCAGCACGCAGGCCUCGGUGGACAGUGCCUCCCUGAUGGUGUCUGAGGUGGCUGAUCAGGACCAGACUUGCUCCUCGGAGGACUUGUGCUCCCUGGAGGUCCAAGGCUCUGACUCCUCCCCCUAUGGCACGCCCCACACCGCCCCCAUCGACGGAAGCUGCAACAGCCUGGAACUUUGCACUCGUGACCAUCGAGGCCGGCCGAACACUGACGCUCGCCCCAGUGACACGGGCUACAGCGAGUCCUCGCACACCCAGGAGUCUCUGGAGCGCUCUCCGGACUGGUCCUCGGAAAACUUUAGCAAUCUGGACCAGGAGGAUUCUGCAGACAACACACACCCGUGUGAGGAACUCAGGGCUUCAAUGCACAUUUGUGACGAGCUCGCAUCAGCCAAACAUUUACCAGAGGAGCCACCUAAAGCGCCAACACACUCCCUCAUUAAAGCCCGAAUGAUGAGCCGGAAGCUGACGCUCCCCGUCACCAUCCCCCCGCCGCCGCAGCCCUGCUCCCCCACCUCCGUGGCCUCCUCUGGUGGGACUUCUGCCAUCAGUCCUAUGGCUCCUUCUCUUUCCCCUUCCCCUCCCAGCAGGCCGCGCGGCCCCAGGCUGUGUUUCAGUGUUUGGUCACCCUCCUCUGCAUCGCAGCCCCCCUCUACCUCAGCCCAAAGUGGCUAUUUGCCCUCAGAGAGGCCUCGGGGGCUCCGAGCAGCCAGGAGGUACCGCAAACUGGCACGCAUAGUCCGUUCCACCAGUGACCCUAUCUCCUGCUCCUCUACUACAGGAAGAGAAAAUAGUGGCUGCGCCUCUGCGAACCACCCUGCUGCUGAAGAUUCAACUCAUACAUCUCCAGAGCAAGAGCCAACAGAUGUUACAACAGGUGUAGUUGGAGCUAAACCUGGUCACUUAAGUGUCAGGAAGCAGCAAAAGGAAGGCAGGAAAGUUGACAUCCAGCUUAAGCCCCGCGCCCUGCACACACACUCCUCCAACGAACGCCCUCACUCCCUGGCUGACUUUAAGAUGUACAAAGACACCAAAGUACUGGUGGCCAAGUUCCUGGAGCAUUCCAGCUGCAGUCUACCUCCUGAAGUCCAGCAGGUUGUCAACAACAUCAAGUGUGUCAUCAAAUCGGAUGAGAAACACAUGGAGGAGGCCAUUUUUAGUGCCAAUGUCAUAGAUCAGGUGAUGACUCAGCGUAUUAUCGGCAGCCCCAGGAAGCGCGGCCACGAGGAUCUUCACCUUCAGAGCUGCGGUGCUUUGAGUUCGUCCCCUUCCAUGCGCCGUCCAAAACACCUCCCACAGACAACCAGCGCCUCCACCAACCCACUGGACUCCCCCUCCUCUGAACAAAGCCUUGAGUGCAAAGAAACUAUUCUCUGACCACUCUCCCAACGAGGACUCGGAUCAGAACUCUGAGGGCAUUUCAGAGUGCCGGUGCUGCAGCCACGCUGUGCUGUGUUUUGCAGCAGAUGUCUGUAGAGUAAUGGAUAACUCUUCCAGCACUGAAAGAUCAUUUAUUUUCACAGUGUGACUGCAGCACAGACACACUGAAAUGGUCUCAUACUGUAUCUCCUAGUGCCCUGUGAGACCGUGCCAAGUCAUCAGCAGAAAUGGUAGCAAACUCAGACUGAGCCUGCCAGUGUCUGUAGUGGCUUCUUUCUCAUCAGAAAAACAAAAAGAAUGUUUCUCCCUCAGGGGAUCUUUUCUACUCAGUUUCACCUCUCAAAAAAAACAAAAACAAACACACAACUGGUAAGUUUGGAUCUGUGACUAAAAGACAAAGGAGAUUGUGUCUAUCAGAAAUCCUCUUGUUCUCAUAAGAAGCGGAAAGAAAUAUGUUUGUAUUAAACUGUGAACUGAACGGACUGGGCAUUACUAGCCAUUGUUUGCAGACUUUGUGGAACUGUUACUGAUAGGGUGGUGAAUAUUUUGUGGUGCCGCUGGUUCAAGAACAUCACAGAUGUGGAUUAUUUAACUUACCUCAUUGUGUUACAAUUCUUAUCAGUGUUACAAUAAAAUAUGAGUUUGUAU
Centropristis striata (black sea bass) is the source of this 3737-nucleotide messenger RNA. It is a transcript of the gene entrep2, whose product is annotated as family with sequence similarity 189 member A1. The transcript is spliced from 12 exons. The record is from RefSeq and is a predicted model, not a curated record. NCBI's taxonomy places the organism in Eukaryota, Metazoa, Chordata, Actinopteri, Perciformes, Serranidae. The coding region runs from base 600 to 3086 and encodes 828 amino acids. Gene Ontology annotation, cellular component: membrane.